Bufo bufo (common toad) is the source of this 2663-nucleotide messenger RNA. It is a transcript of the gene PEF1, whose product is annotated as penta-EF-hand domain containing 1. The transcript has 5 exons. The coding region runs from base 293 to 1144 and encodes 283 amino acids. The record is from RefSeq and is a predicted model, not a curated record. Gene Ontology annotation, biological process: COPII vesicle coat assembly. Lineage: Eukaryota; Metazoa; Chordata; Amphibia; Anura; Bufonidae. Gene Ontology annotation, molecular function: calcium ion binding.
CUCCAUUUUAAAGUGACCAGGCGCCUCACCUUACACACCUACCGUAAUCUUUGUAUUACAGUAUAUUACUCAUCUUUACUACCAGCGCUUGGGAUGUAGAUGUAACUGUGCUGCUACAUCCCGCGGCUGCUUCAAACCCAGGUGACGUCGAGAGGUCCCUACGACGCAUGGAGGUUAGACACAACAGUUACUACAGUUACUAAUCAGGGCGAGGGACUGCCUCUGUCACUUCCUAGCCGGACUUUGACAGCAGGACUCAGGAGUAUCGGCGGCGCAGACCCGGGGAGUGAUCAUGACGAGCUAUCCGUACGGCCAGGGAUACCAUGGCUCUGCAGGACAAACCCCUGGUGCACCUCCAGUAAACUAUAAUGCAGGUCAGCAGUAUGGAGGAGGUGGUCAAUCUGGCCAGCCUUCAUAUGGGAGACCUGCACCUGGAGCACCGUAUGGACCUCCAGUGUCUAAUAAUGGUUAUGGACAGCAAGUACCCGGCGGUGCAGCACCAGGUGGGCCAGGAGGGCCCUACGGUGGCCAAGCUCCAGGUGGUCCUUAUGGGGGAUCUGGAACAAAUCCAUAUGGUGCUCCUCAGCAAGGGCAAUAUGGUCAGAGACCUUCUGGGAACCUACCUCCAGGAGUAGAGCCAGAAGCGUUUAACUGGUUCCAAUCUGUUGACACCGAUAGAAGUGGUCACAUCUCUUUAAAAGAGCUUAAACAAGCCUUGGUCAACUCCAACUGGUCGACGUUUAAUGAGGAAACGUGCAUUAUGAUGAUAAACAUGUUUGAUAAGACUCAGUCAGGCCGGAUUGACGUGUUUGGGUUUUCGGCUCUGUGGACGUAUCUUCAGCAGUGGAAGAACAUGUUCCAGCAAUUUGAUCGUGAUAGAUCUGGCUGCAUCAACCAGACCGAGCUGCAUCAAGCUCUCUCUCAGAUGGGAUAUAAUCUCAGCCCGCAAUUUAUCCAGCAAAUCAUGUUACGGUUUUCUGUAAAAUCCGCUAACCCCGGCUUACAGCUUGACCGUUUCAUUCAGAUUUGCACCCAGCUGCAGAGCAUGACAGAAGCUUUUCGGGAGAAGGAUACACAGAGAACAGGCAACGUGAAGCUCAGCUUUGAUGAUUUUCUUACCCUAGCUGUAGGACGUCUUCUGUAAGAUCAUGGUCUAUUUCACACCUCUUGUUCCCAGUCCUGUACACUAGAGCCUUGUGAAGAACGGCGUGCAAUACCUAUGUGCUGAUCCUAGUACCGGGGAGUAAAUCCAGUGAGACCAGAAUUUUUGUAUAUGUUUCCUUUGAUUGUAUUAAUGCAACGGUUCAUGUAUAUAGACCUACAUUACAUAAUGCCUGUAUAUAUUUAUUUCCAGACUCUUAAAGCCUUUGCAAACUUUACCCACUAGGGGGAGACAGAGUUUAAUAAUUCGGUGGUGAAAGCAAUCCUGAACUAAAGGCUUCCUUUCCUCUUUUACCCUUUCAUAGACUUCAGUAUCUUUUUAUUGCAUUAUUAUUUGAACAUUAUAUUCAGGAUAGAUAGCUAAAUGAUUCUCUUAUUACUGACAUGCUGUAUAUGCUAAUGUAUGUCAGAGCCAGUAAAAAGUGACUAUCCAAAUCAUUCUACUAUGGCAGAAGAUCUUAAUUCUCCUCCUUAUACCUAAAGAAGGGUUCCUGGACUGUAAUAUUAAGGAUUAUCCUUCCAAUAGGACUGGUGGGGUCCAAGCAACCCCCCCAGCCAGCUGCUUGUAUGGGCUGCUGGACUCUUAUCAAAACAGCAGAGCAUCGGAUAACGCCUUGUGGCCAUGAAUGGUACUGCAACGCUGAUAUUCAAAUAGCUGAUCGGUGAGGGGGCCCAGUGUCGACCCCUACUAUCUAAUAUAGAUCACCUAUCCUAAGAGCAGUCAAUAUAACAGUCCAGGAAAACCCCCAUACCAUUUUUUAUUUAUUUUUUACAUUCCAAGCAUGUCAAUAAUGUUACACUAUGGGAAUCCUAUAUACACGUCCUACCUUCUACAGGACGUCGGAGCCCAUCAGGUCAGUACACUUUUCAAGCUGCUAGGGCAAUUGCAGGAGCCUUUCCAAUUUGUAGAGGAAAGAUAUUGUAAAAUACAGGAUGGCGGUUUAGCCAAUGUGGUUAUUAUAUUUUAUAUAUCAUAGUCCUGUUGUUAACCCUUUAUUCCACGCUGUUCCUGCACUGUGUUUAUACAUUUGUUUAGUACCUUGGAGGUGAGGGGGUCAUUUAUUAAGACCAGCAUGCCAGCCUCUACAUAACGUCGGCAUAUACACCACCUGUCUAAACCUACAGCAGCUCCCUUGCUGGCGUAGAUAUAGACCAUUUUCUACGCCUAAAACAGGCGUAGAAAAUGAUAAAUGAGACGGGCCUGGUGGCCCACCCCCUUAUUUCAGACCUGGUUUGAGGGGGCAAAGGAUGCUGAUUGUGGCGCAAAUAACCUUUGUGCUGCAAUCUACGCAAAAUAUAUACGCCAAAAAUUUGCACAUAUCUGAUAAUAAAUGACCCCCCUGAGUUUUUAUGCAGUGAAAACGUUUGACCACAGCAAUUUUCUUUUCUUUUUUUGAACCUUCCAAACAGUUGCCAUAUUUUGUACCUGCCAAAGCUUUAUAAAAUCCCUGAGGAUAUCAGGUGAAUAAUAUUGUGCUAAAAUAAACAUAUAUGGAUUAAAA